Molecule: messenger RNA, 2377 nt
Organism: Gavia stellata (red-throated loon)
Lineage: Eukaryota; Metazoa; Chordata; Aves; Gaviiformes; Gaviidae
Gene: ASMTL
Product: acetylserotonin O-methyltransferase like
Exons: 13
Coding region: 1-1896 (631 amino acids)
Molecular function (GO): O-methyltransferase activity; nucleoside triphosphate diphosphatase activity
Source: RefSeq, a predicted model, not a curated record
AUGGUGUUGAACCCGGUGCUGGGGAAGCUGGUCAGCAAGAGGGUGGUGCUGGCCAGCGCCUCGCCGCGCCGGCAGGAGAUCCUCACCAACGUGGGCCUGCGGUUUGAGGUAGUUCCAUCCUGGUUUAAGGAGACGCUUGAAAAGUCAUCUUUUGCAGCCCCUUAUGAGUAUGCUGUGGAAACAGCAAAACAGAAGGCUCUGGAAGUAGCAAACAGAAUGCAUGUAAAACACCUGAGAACACCUGAUGUUGUCAUAGGAGCAGACACUAUUGUGACUGUGGAUGAGCAGAUCCUGGAGAAACCAGUUGAUAAGCAAGAUGCGUAUAGGAUGCUGUCAAGGUUGAGUGGAAAAGAGCACAGUGUGUUCACAGGAGUGGCUAUUAUACAUUGCAGCAGUAAAGAUAAUCGGCUAGAGACAGAAAUCACUGAUUUCUAUGAAGAGACUAAAGUAAAAUUUUCUGACCUGUCUGAAGAGCUCUUAUGGGAGUACAUUCAUAGUGGGGAGCCAAUGGACAAGGCUGGUGGGUAUGGAAUCCAGGCCCUCGGUGGAAUGUUAGUUGAGUAUGUCCAUGGAGACUUCUUGAAUGUGGUGGGAUUUCCUCUGAAUCACUUCUGCAAAAAGCUAGCAGAAUUGUACUAUCCACCCCCUAAACAUAAUGUACAACAUAAAAAGUAUGACUCUAUCCCUUCCGUGGACACUUUUGAGAACCUAAGUGAUGGAGAAAGUGAAUCUUCAAAUUUCACAGAGCACAGAGGUGCUAGUAAGUUGGACAGCAGUGGGACGUGCUCCUCAGGAGCUAUUUACAGUUCCGAAACCAGUUCUAGUGUCAGAACUGGUUUUAUGGUACCUUUGGAAAAUCAGAAUGGAGUGUCGGAAAGUGCAGCAAAACUUCCAUCUAAAAUUCUAGAACUGAUGGAUGGUUUUAGAGCUUCAAAGGCUCUGUUUGUAGCCUCUAAGCUGAAGAUGUUUGAUCACCUGAAAGAUAAAGGUCCGCUGAAGGCUGUGGAUAUUGCAAAUGAGGUUGGAACCUCUGUGUGUGGAACAGAAAGACUCCUUGAUGCAUGUGCUGCUCUUGGAUUACUGGAGAAAACACCACAAGGUUACAGUAAUACAGAUUCAGUAAAUACCUACCUGACCUCAGAUGGUGAAUACUCACUUCAUGGCUAUAUUAUCCACUCUAAUGACCACCUUUGGCCUCUCUUCACAAACUUGGAGUCUGCUGUCAAAGAAGGCAGCAGGCAGAACCAUCGAGCCUUUGGAAAGAAAGCAGAGGAUAUAUUUAAGGACCUUUAUCACAGCCAGGAGAUGAAGCAACGUUUUAUGGCUGCCAUGCACAGCAUUGCCCACCUGACAGCAAGAGACGUGGCUACAGCAUUUGAUCUUUCACGUUUUAAAUCUGCUUGUGAUUUAGGAGGUUGCACUGGAGCUCUGGCUCGUGAAUUAGUACAAACAUACCCAAAUCUCAAGGUCACAGUAUUUGACCUUCCAGAAGUCAUUGCAAACAACUCUUACUUUCAGCCUUCAGGACAACACACAGCUCCAGUGACAUUUGUAUCAGGUGACUUCUUCAAGGACAAUCUUCCAGAAGCAGAUCUUUACAUCCUUUCACGUGUUCUUCAUGACUGGCCUGAUGAAAAGAUACAUGUGCUGUUAAGCAAGAUAUCAGCUGUUUGCAAACCAGGCUGUGGGAUUUUGCUGGCUGAAAUGGUAUUGGAUGAUGAGAAGAAGAACAGGAGCACAGCUCUGUUGCAGUCUUUGAACAUGCUUGUGCAGACAGAGGGGAAGGAGAGAAGUGGCUCUGAAUAUCGAGGCUUACUGGAACAACAUGGAUUCACAAAUGUCAAAAUCAGAUUGACAGGAAAUUUGUUAGAUGUCAUUCUCUGCAUUAAAACCUAGAAAAAAAUUGAUUUAGUAGGAAAAUCUGGAUGUCUCUAGUCAUGUUUGAUGUUUUAUAAUUAUGCAAAUACAUUCUCAGUUUCCCAUCAAUAUCAUAAACAAGAAAUGUUACGUCAGCUUUCUGAAGUUACUUUUAAAAAGGGGGAGAGAUUGAUUGCAAUUAUUUUGAACUUGGGUAAAAAGAUGCCUGAAGAUUCUGGCAUCAUUUGAUGGCAGUAAUACUGUAGCUGCACAACACCUGUAGUACCCUCAGAAACAAGUCUCUGACCACAAAUGGUAUCAGCAGCCCUACGGCAGUAUUCACCUUGCUGAGAAAUCACAGUUUCUUCAUACCUGGUGCAAUAGGAAUAGUCCAGUUUUUAGACCAGCACACAUCGCUUUGCCCCUGUUUCAGGAGGUUAAUGCAGGUAUCAUUUCAAUACUCCAUCACCAUAUUUUAAUACCAUUUUAUGUUACACUCUCUACUGUAAAUAAAGAAACA